CACUUCCUGUGAAUCUCUAAUAAAGACGGCCCCGGCGGGAGCUGCGCGGGUCAAUUUUUUGGGUUUGUUCGGUGAAUCCGGCGUCAAUCGGAGCCAUCAGAACCGCAGACAUGACGGUGGGUAAGAGCAGUAAGAUGCUGCAGCACAUUGACUUCAGGAUGAGGUGCAUCCUGCAGGACGGCCGGAUCUUCAUUGGCACCUUUAAGGCCUUUGACAAACACAUGAACCUGAUCCUGUGUGACUGCGACGAGUUCAGGAAAAUCAAGCCGAAGAACUCUAAGCAGCCAGAGCGAGAGGAGAAGAGGGUUUUGGGUUUGGUUCUGCUGAGAGGGGAAAACCUGGUCUCUAUGACGGUGGAGGGCCCGCCCCCUAAAGAUACGGGUAUAGCUCGCGUUCCUUUGGCAGGUGUGGCUGGAGGUCCAGGUGUGGGUCGAGCAGCGGGUCGUGGAGUCCCUGCCGGAGCUCCGAUGCCUCAGGCUCCGGCUGGACUUGCUGGGCCUGUCAGAGGGGUGGGCGGGCCUUCGCAGCAGGUGAUGACUCCACAGGGCAGAGGGACGGUUGCUGCGGCAGCAGCAGGAGCAAGCAUCGCUGGAGCUCCCACACAGUAUCCACCUGGACGAGGAGCCCCGCCCCCAAUGGGCAGAGGAGCACCGCCUCCAGGUAUGAUGGGCCCGCCCCCUGGCAUGCGGCCCCCAAUGGGGCCUCCAAUGGGGAUGCCUCCUGGUCGAGGAGCUCCAAUGGGGAUGCCACCCCCAGGCAUGAGGCCACCGCCCCCUGGCAUGAGAGGACCGCCCCCUCCUGGGAUGAGACCACCCCCCCGGCCCUGAAGAAGCCCCCCCCGGACGAUCGUAUUAGCCGCUGUAUAGAUUUUUUGCUUUGUUUUUUAAAUCUGAUGUUUUGUGGGUUUUUUUUGUUUUUUAAUAAAGUUCCUCAGGUUGGUUUGA
This is a messenger RNA of Chelmon rostratus (copperband butterflyfish), 944 nucleotides long. RefSeq names its product small nuclear ribonucleoprotein polypeptides B and B1 (gene snrpb). Gene Ontology annotation, cellular component: U5 snRNP; U4/U6 x U5 tri-snRNP complex; U2-type prespliceosome. Bases 111 to 827 code for a protein of 238 amino acids. Gene Ontology annotation, molecular function: RNA binding. Lineage: Eukaryota; Metazoa; Chordata; Actinopteri; Chaetodontiformes; Chaetodontidae. The record is from RefSeq and is a predicted model, not a curated record. The transcript has 7 exons. Gene Ontology annotation, biological process: mRNA splicing, via spliceosome.